Messenger RNA from Ctenopharyngodon idella (grass carp), 1737 nucleotides. It is a transcript of the gene gid8b, whose product is annotated as GID complex subunit 8 homolog b (S. cerevisiae). Gene Ontology annotation, molecular function: protein binding. Gene Ontology annotation, biological process: proteasome-mediated ubiquitin-dependent protein catabolic process; positive regulation of canonical Wnt signaling pathway. The record is from RefSeq and is a predicted model, not a curated record. The coding region runs from base 160 to 849 and encodes 229 amino acids. Gene Ontology annotation, cellular component: cytoplasm; nucleus. NCBI's taxonomy places the organism in Eukaryota, Metazoa, Chordata, Actinopteri, Cypriniformes, Xenocyprididae. The transcript is spliced from 5 exons.
CUACGUUGAUGUUAUAAGGGUGACUUAAAAUGCGUUUGAUCGACAGCCAAUCCAAACGAGGUAUCGUUGAAAUCUCGUUUUCUUUAAAAUCGCGAGAGCUUAGUACGGCCUUUCUCCCCGAGCUGCUGGUGAGGAAAGUGUACACAUUCAGAACACUUCAUGAUGAGUUAUGCUGAAAAGCCAGAGGACAUAACACGCGAGGAGUGGAUGGAAAAGCUCAAUAAUGUUCACAUUCAACGGGCAGACAUGAAUCGACUCAUUAUGAAUUAUCUGGUGACAGAGGGUUUUAAAGAGGCAGCUGAGAAGUUUAGGAUGGAAUCAGGCAUUGAACCAAGUGUUGAUCUGGACUCUCUGGAUGAAAGGAUAAAAAUUAGGGAGAUGGUCCUGAAGGGACAAAUACAAGAGGCCAUUGCACUGAUCAACAGUCUGCAUCCUGAGCUGCUGGACACGAACCGCUACCUGUACUUUCAUCUGCAGCAACAACACCUGAUUGAGUUGAUUCGCCUGAGGGAAACCGAGGCUGCAUUGGAGUUUGCACAGACACAGUUGGCUGAACAGGGAGAGGAAAGCCGAGAGUGUCUGACAGAGAUGGAGCGCACCCUUGCACUCCUGGCGUUUGAUAACCCAGAAGAGUCACCCUUCGGAGACCUGCUUAACAUGAUGCAGAGACAGAAGGUGUGGAGCGAGGUAAACCAGGCGGUGCUGGACUACGAAAACAGGGAGUCGACACCGAAACUUGCCAAACUCCUCAAACUGCUGCUGUGGGCUCAGAACGAGUUGGACCAGAAGAAAGUCAAGUACCCCAAAAUGACAGAUCUUAGCAAAGGCACCAUCGAGGACCCCAAGUGAAAACGAAUCGGCAUCUCUAUGCUUGCAUUCUGCGGGGAACGAAAUGGACGCUUUCCCUUUCCUUAACUAUUUAUACUCAGUGACUGACACUCAAACAUCCUUUUAUCAAUCUUUUGUUUUGUUUACUUGUUGCUUAUCAGAGACUUUGCAUUACAUGGGCUGUGGAAAUGAGAUUAAGAUUUAAGGAUGACUUCUAGCCAAAAUGGAAACACUUUUUAUCGCAGAUGGAUUUCUGUGAUUUUUUUUUUUUUUUUUUUUUUUUUUUUUGUUACCACAAUGUUUGACUUGCUGAGCUGAGUUGAUUGCAUUUUAGCCAUUUUGUUUUUGCAGAGGAUUAUUAUCUUUCUAUUUUGUCAGUGAAUGUUCAGAAAGUCUACAAAUACAGUUGAGGACUGAACCACACUAUUUAGAUUUACCUUCUAUUUGACUGUGUCUGCUGAUGUGAGGUACCUAAGGCACAAUAGUGGUGUCAUCAAGGACUGUGAAUUGAUUGUACCAAUACGAUGAACGAGUUCUGUGUGCUUUCACAACUUUGGUUUGCAGUGCACGGGUAUACAUUUUGUAUGCGUGUAAAAGGGCCCCGUCAAAGAAAAUCUGCCCUUGUUUCGAGUACUAAUGUUAUUGCAUUAUAAUGUUAUAAAGUCAUGUGACAUUGUUUUCUACUGUACAUUGUCAUAGUAUUCCUGCUUACAUUGACAUUCAAUUGUGAUUUAUAGAUAUUGCAGAGAUCAAGUUGUAAGCUUCUGAAGUCAGAUGCUUUACUUAGGUAUUAAAUAUUCUUUUUUUUAAAUCCCCAAAUUCUAUUUGAAUAUCAAAAUUGCUGCUGUUGUUGAAUGUUAUGGCCAAAUACUUAUGCUGUGAUGCCUAAUUAAAUAUUGCAGAAGCGUG